Molecule: messenger RNA, 1184 nt
Organism: Arachis stenosperma
Lineage: Eukaryota; Viridiplantae; Streptophyta; Magnoliopsida; Fabales; Fabaceae
Product: protein SODIUM POTASSIUM ROOT DEFECTIVE 2-like
Exons: 3
Coding region: 106-975 (289 amino acids)
Molecular function (GO): metal ion binding
Source: RefSeq, a predicted model, not a curated record
AGUUCCUGUUUUAUUUUCCACAUCUUGAAUUCGUUCACUUCAGAAUUCAGAUUCUCUUAAAACCACUUAGUACUUCUCUGCCACUAUCAUCAUCAUCAUCCAAAGAUGAAAGGCAUUGAUAUCUUCUGUGCUUCACAAUCCUCAACAGCCAUAUCUCAUGCCAUGGAACAAGCCUCCUCUUCUUCUUCUUCUUCCAACACCUUCCAUCUGGGUGGCAGGGCCCUCGACCGCCACAACCCCAUCAUCAUGGAUUCUAGAAGAACACCUUCUAGAGACUUCACUCUCCCACCGACUCCCACUUCCGUUGACCCCAAACCUGGCCACCAUGAUCUCCAAAAGGGUAAGAAAAAAUCAUCAUCAUCGUCUUCUCCUCCUUCUUCUUCUUCUUCUAAGAGAAGUUCAAGAAAGGGUCAUGAUAAGAAAAAGAGUGUGACAGAGAAUAAGGUGACUGAACAUUUUACCAACAAUCACUCUUCAAAGGCCAUUGAUAGUGUUGUGAGAAGGAGUUGGGUCACUCCUGCUGGUUCAUCAAGGUAUCUGCUAAGUGACAUAUCAGAUUAUGAUCCUGUUUUGGCUCUAACUACUUCUAAUAUUAAUGUUGAUGAUGAUGAAAAGAAGGGUCAUCAAGUUGUUCAUAAUCAAGAUGAAACAAUAAAACAUCAUCAUGCAUCUAAUUCUAAACCCUCUAGCUCCUCCUCUGCUCCAAAAUCUGCUUCGUCAAACCAGGUUGUGGUAUUAAGGGUUUCUCUACAUUGCAAAGGUUGUGAAGGCAAAGUGAGGAAGCAUCUCUCUAGAAUGCAAGGAGUUACAUCCUUCAACAUAGAUUUUGCGGCAAAGAAGGUGACAGUAGUUGGGGAUGUGACUCCAUUGAGUGUAUUGGCAAGCAUAUCAAAGGUUAAGAAUGCACAAUUUUGGCCACCACCACCUUCUGGAUCCGCUAGUAAUCCAGAAUCAAGAAAAAGAAACUUGGCCUAACGAAUUAUGAAAUUAAAGAAGUUAGACUAUUGUUACUAUUAUUAUUGGUAUUAUUGUUCUAUGUUAUGAUGAGUUUAGUUUAAUUUGAAGAGCAAUCUAGUUGGUUUAAAUGCAAAUGGAAAUCUUAGCAGUGUAUGUAGACUUGACUUUGAAUUUAAUUUUGAAUGAAACAAGAAAUAGAUCUAAAAACUAGUAGAAAGGAAUGCAAU